GGCGCUCGCGCACGUCCGUCCGUCCUCCCGUCGCUGGCCACUAGCGGUCGGGUAAGCCGGAGGGUCUCGGGAAGCCGGCGUCCGUCCUUUGUGAGGAGCUCAGGCUGUGGGGACGAGAUGUGGCCGCUGCGGGGACUUUUGUCUCCCGCUCAAACUCUGGAGAGUGUGGAUUGACCGGGGAGCCAUGGACUUGAGGGCGUGAGCUGCGCGGGGGGCAGUCAUGACUUCUGCCGCGGACCUUAAGAAGCCACCAUUGGCUCCCAAGCCAAAGUUAGUGGGGACCAAUAAUAAGCCACCUCCGCCUCCUAUUGCACCUAAACCGGAUGUUGUAAAUGCUAGUGUUCCACGGUUAACAAAGAAAGCCAAACCAGCAAUUGCGCCAAAACCAAAAGUCCUGACAAACUCAGCUGUUCAAGACAUCAAGCAGUCACCCACAAAGACGCUUACUUUGAACCUGCAGGAGCGGGAGCCAGAAUUACCUGAGAGCACUGACAAGUGUAAUUGCAAAGAUGCCGGAGCUCCGCACAGUGAUUAUAUUUUACCAGCGUGUCCGUGCAGUCCUGGGUGUGUUCCUGAGCCUGGGAAUAGAGAAAGUCUGUGCACAGACCGGCUCGUUUUAGAGCCUCUGGCAGUGAAAGAGAAUUUGGAGAACAGUAAAAAUUGUGCGUCCUCGCUAAGGGCUACAAAGACAGGCAGUAGAUGGGAUUCAAGCGGUGAAAAGUGCCGGAGCCAGAGUGGAGUUGUCUUAAAGGCAAGCAUCUUGGAAGAGAAGCUCAAAGAGCCUCUAACACAGCAGCGGUCACCUUGUAGUUCCCCGAGGAAGCAUAGAACUCCAGACAACCCAGAAAUGAAUGGUGACAAGAGCGGCAGCAGACAGAUCAGAAUUGAAUUUGAAGAUUUGUCCCCUUCCAUGUCCACCGUUGAAAAAGUCCCUGCUCGUCACAGCUGCCACCCACAACCUCCUAGGGAGGGAUCUCAAAAUCUCGAGACUCGUCCGAGUGGCAAUGCUGAGGGUCACAGGCACUGUCUUCCGUGUGACCCGGAUGACAAAAGGAUGACUUCAGAUGGACCUAGUAAGAAGACAGAGGUCAACGAUCUCGGGCCUGUAGAAAUCCACUUAUUACCUCAUCCCACUAAGUUUCCAACUCCCAAGCCCAGAAAGACACAAGCUACUCGUCUGCGUCGCCAGAAGUAUGUCGAGACUCCUAGCGAAAGUGCCGAAGAGCCAGAGGAUUCCCACAAUAGGUCUUCUUGUCUCCUGGAAGAUAGUUUGAAAAACAAUAAAGGCAGUGUUCUCCAUCAGAGUGCAUUGUAUAUCCAGGGGCAAGUGGACAAAGCGAAGCCAGCAAAUAAAAGGGCUUUGACCUCUGACUCCAACAGACAGGACUCAGUCACCUCACAGAAAGCUGAGCGUCAUGGGAAGCCUCCUUUGGAAAAAGUGGCACCUUCUUCAGACACAGACUCUGUCUUGAGCUCCGAGAGCCCGGCAGAAGAUGGUUUCGGCAUGUUGCCUGCUGCGGACAAAGAGACUGCCCUUCCACAAUGCAGUACUCAGCCUCCGAGCUUGCCUCAGCAAGUCAAACUAGCCUGUACUGAACAUCCGCCAAGGGCCUGGAACACAGACUCGUCAGGUCCUCAGAUACAAAAGGAAUCUUCCUCUAGAGUUGUUCCCAAAAAGCCUCAAAGACACAGCUUGCCUGCUGCAGGGGUGCUUAAAAAGGCUGCUUCUGAGGAACUUGUAGAAAAGAGCUCAUACUCUUCAAGUAAAGAAACAAAUGCAGAGAAAGGACUGCAAAAAAACCACCUACAGCAUCCGGGUCCCUCAAACCAUGGUAUAUCACCAUCAUCCUUUGAUUUGCCCAACCCGACUUCAGAAAAGCCAGUAUGGAAGUUGCCUCAUCCUAUUUUACCUUUCUCAGGGAGCCCAGAAGCCUUGAAGCGUGUCACUUUAUCCUUAAACAGUGAGCCUUCUAUUUCCCUAACCAAGCCAAGAGCAAAAUCAUUGUCUGCCAUGGAUAUGGACCGGUGCAAUAAACCGUGCAAAGACCCCCCAAAGAAAACUUCUUUUAAAAAGUUGAUUAAUGUGAAACUGUCCAUUGGCUUCCUAAAGAGUGACUUUCAGAAACUCAGGUCAAAAAGCUGCCAACAUGGGGACGUCACCACAGGACAUCCGCUCAGUAGAGAGCAGAAGGAGAAAGGGCUGGAAAGUGAUUGGCAAGGCUUGGUGACAGGAGAAGAAACGAGAAGUAAACCCGCCAAGGCAUAUUCUGCAGAAAACUGCAGCCUGGAAUCUCAAAAGGUGAAACCCUGGGGCCAGGCCAGUGCCGGCAGUGGGCAAAGAGCGGAGUCCUUGGAUGACCAGAUGCUCUCCAGGGACUCAGCCUGUCCGCUGUCUUCCAAGUCUAGUACAAGCGACUACGCGCCAGAGUAUGAGAACGUGCGCCAUUAUGAGGAGAUCCCAGAGUACGAGAAUUUGCCCUUUUUUGUGGCUGGAGGGAGAACUACGGAGUUGGGAUGGCAGAACUCCUACAGUGCAGAGGACACUGAUGCAAAUCUGUAUGAAGCAGAAGAGCCCUAUGACGCUCCAGAUGGCCAGCUGCAACUUGAUCCUAGACAUCAGCCUUCCAGCUCCGGAACCUGCCAGGAUGGACGGGAUGAUCUCCAUCUCCAUCUUGGUGACCUGCCCUCUGACGAGGAAGCCACCAAUAGUUCUGAUGACGAUGAUGUCAGCUCCGAGUCCAGUAAAGGAGAGCCAGACCCGCUGGAGGAUAAGCAGGAUGAAGAUACUGGGAUGAAAAGCAAAGUUCAUCAUAUUGCCAAGGAGAUCAUGAGCUCCGAGAAAGUGUUUGUGGAUGUAUUAAAACUUUUGCAUAUUGAUUUCCGGGGUGCUGUGGCACGCGCGUCCAGGCAGCUUGGGAAGCCCGUGAUUGAGGAGCGGACCCUUAACCAGAUCUUGUACUACCUGCCUCAGCUGUAUGAGCUCAACCGGGAUCUCCUGAAGGAGCUGGAGGAAAGAAUGCUGAACUGGACUGAACAACAAAGAAUUGCUGAUAUCUUUGUUAAGAAGGGGCCGUAUUUAAAAAUGUAUUCCACGUACAUCAAGGAGUUCGAUAAGAACAUAGCUUUGCUGGAUGAGCAGUGCAAGAAAAAUCCAGGGUUUGCUGCGGUUGUUAGAGAAUUCCAGAUGAGCCCUCGCUGUGCCAACCUGGCCCUGAAGCAUUACCUGCUGAAGCCAGUGCAGAGGAUCCCGCAGUACAGGCUACUACUGACAGAUUAUUUAAAGAACCUCCUGGAAGACUCUGUAGAUCACCGAGACACCCAAGAUGCCCUAGCCGUUGUUAUAGAGGUAGCGAACCAUGCCAACGACACCAUGAAGCAAGGGGACAACUUUCAGAAGCUCAUGCAAAUCCAAUACAGCCUAAGUGGACACCAUGAAAUUGUGCAGCCUGGGCGGGUUUUUCUCAAAGAAGGCACGCUGAUGAAGCUGUCUCGGAAAGUCAUGCAGCCCCGAAUGUUUUUCCUGUUUAACGACGCCCUGCUGUACACAACACCCCUGCAGUCUGGGAUGUACAAGUUGAACAACAUGCUCUCGUUGGCGGGAAUGAAGGUCGGAAAACCUACCCAAGAAGCGUAUCAGAAUGAAUUGAAGAUUGAAAGUGUGGAGCGUUCUUUCAUCCUCUCAGCUAGCUCUGCCACCGAAAGAGACGACUGGCUGGAGGCCAUAUCCAAGUCAAUAGAAGACUAUGCCAAGAAGAGAGUCACCUUCUGCCCCAGCAGAACUCUUGAUGAGGACCCAGAAAAAGAGGAGGAAGUUAGUCCUCUGGGGUCAAAGGCUCCCAUCUGGAUCCCUGAUACCAGAGCCACCAUGUGUAUGAUCUGCACGAGUGAAUUUACCCUGACCUGGAGAAGACACCACUGCAGAGCCUGUGGAAAGAUCGUGUGCCAAGCUUGCUCAUCAAAUAAGUAUGGCUUAGAUUACCUGAAAAGGCAACUGGCGAGAGUAUGUGAACACUGCUUCCAAGAACUACAGAAAUUAGAUAACCAGCAGCGCCCUAAGAUUGGAUCUCCUGGAAAUCACAAGUCUCCUUCAAGUGCCUUGUCAUCGGUCUUACACAGUAUCCCAUCCGGGAGAAAACAGAAAAAAAUCCCAGCUGCUCUCAAAGAAGUGUCAGCAAACACAGAGGACUCCACCAUGAGUGGCUACCUGUACAGGUCCAAGGGCAGCAAGAAGCCAUGGAAACACUUAUGGUUUGUCAUCAAAAACAAAGUGCUCUAUACGUAUGCUGCGAGCGAGGAUGUGGCCGCUUUGGAGAGUCAGCCCUUACUAGGAUUUACCAUCACUCAAGUCAAAGACGAGAAUUCAGAGUCUAAAGUGUUUCAGCUGCUGCACAAAGGCAUGGUGUUCUACAUAUUUAAGGCAGACGAUGCCCACUCGACUCAGAAGUGGAUAGAAGCAUUUCAGGAGGGCACAGUGCUGUAGCUGCACUGGCUUCACUUCCUCUGUGACCCCGACAAGGUGGAGGAGGCCCAGCAGAAUGGGAGAAACACUAUUCGCAAGCAUGUGAAAACGAACACUGCCAAGAAAAAAUGCACCCACAGUCAUUACAGGUUCAGUUGUCCUGUUAGGUAUAUACAGCUCCUAAAAAUGUUUUUCAUAUGUGUUAUUUAUUAAAACGUUGAUGUUUACUUGCUGGUCAGAGUUGAUUCUGAGACUCACACUGAAUUCUAAAGUACUGUUUAGAGCCUGGGAGCUUACCUUAAUACUGUAUUCUGUACACUAUUGACGAUGUGCCGUCCACAGUGUUGUCUCUGCCUUACCUCGUGACACUUGGUAAAUCUUUACAAGUAAAGCCUACAUGUUAAUUAGCAAAUUUCCAUACAGUGUUUGGUUUAGAAAUUGCAAUUUAAAACUGCUGGUGAAAAUCCAUAUUUUUGAAUCACUAAAUGUAGGUGGAACAUUUUUUAUAUUGCAGUAGAGAUACACAUAGCCGGCUUCUACCUCAGUAACUGUGAAGUGAGAUCCCAGUGGAGUCUGUACUGAUAACUGUGUCCCCAGCUCCCACCACUACCCCUCACCCCAUAGGAUCUUGUUAACUGCCAGGUUGGCCUUGCACUAGCUGUGUAGCUCAGGCAAACCUUGAGCUGCAAUCUCUGCCUAGGCCUCUGAGCUACUGGAGUCCUAGGCCUGCACCAUUAUGAGCAGGCUUUAUCUAAAA
This is a messenger RNA of Acomys russatus (golden spiny mouse), 5216 nucleotides long. RefSeq names its product FYVE, RhoGEF and PH domain containing 6 (gene Fgd6). Gene Ontology annotation, cellular component: cytoplasm. The coding region runs from base 221 to 4480 and encodes 1419 amino acids. Gene Ontology annotation, molecular function: guanyl-nucleotide exchange factor activity; metal ion binding. NCBI's taxonomy places the organism in Eukaryota, Metazoa, Chordata, Mammalia, Rodentia, Muridae. The record is from RefSeq and is a predicted model, not a curated record. The transcript is spliced from 21 exons.